AGUUACUUAAGUACGUGGCCCAGUCUCCGGAAAUGCGAGCGAGAGAGGUGACGGAGAAAUUACAAAGUGCAUGACAAAUAGUUGAUGGUCGUGAGGAAUUUGUUGUUGUUGCAAUAUUGCUGAAUGGCUUCUCUAAAUAUCGAUAGUUGGACUCCUAAUGAUGUUGCUCGUUGGAUACAAGGUCUUGGAGCUCAGUUUGAAUCAAGCUCAGAAGGUUUUAUUGAAGAGGAGAUUAAUGGAAAGGCAUUGCUCACUAUUAAUGUUGAAUACCUUAGUGAACUAUCGAUAGAGAACACUGCUGAUCAAAAUGCUGUUUUGGAUGCAGUUCAUUGUCUUGUUGAAGUUGAGUCUUGUCUUCAAAGUGAAACAGUUCAUGGUCAAGUGAUUAUUGUGAGUAAUGAAACAAAGAGCCUGAUAGAGCAACUUGAGAAAGAAAGUUCCAAUGCGGGUGACCAGGAUGUAAGAACUAGUGAAAGCUCAAUGAAAAUGGCUGCUAGUGUUUAUCAUUUGGCAAAGAAGCUUUUGUCUUGGCUUUUAAGAUCUCCAUUCUCAGAAAUGAAUGCAUGUUGGCCUUUUAAAGACACAAUUUGUCGAGUAGUUCGUGAUAUGACUGAUGAGAGUUUACUGAAAAACCGAGAAUAUUUGAAGGAAAAUUUGACCAAGCUUCAAAGGUCCUUUGAUACCUUUCUAAAUGAAGAACCUUUACAUGAAGUAUUCAAGCAACAUCCGAUACUGGUUGAUGAAGAAUUUGUUUUAGAAGGCGAAGGAUUGGGUAUAGGGAUCACAACAUCCAACCUUAUACAUACAGUAAAUUCUGUGGCAACAGAUGUAAGUUUAUGAUGAAAUUUAAUGUAUCCUUUGUAGGACAUUUCAUGCUUUGAAGCCAUUUUUUUGUAGUCACCAGCUGGGAAAAAUGGCAAUAUCAAAAGUGGUGAUGAGAUAGUCAGUGUCAAUGGACAGUGUGUGAUUGCUUGGCCACAAAAGAAUGUUGUCAGUCUAAUGAAAA
Xenia sp. Carnegie-2017 is the source of this 1006-nucleotide messenger RNA. Its product is annotated as connector enhancer of kinase suppressor of ras 3-like. Bases 124 to 840 code for a protein of 238 amino acids. Lineage: Eukaryota; Metazoa; Cnidaria; Anthozoa; Malacalcyonacea; Xeniidae. The transcript has 9 exons. The record is from RefSeq and is a predicted model, not a curated record. Gene Ontology annotation, molecular function: protein binding.